This is a messenger RNA of Plasmodium knowlesi strain H, 3024 nucleotides long. RefSeq names its product conserved Plasmodium protein, unknown function. The record is from RefSeq and is a predicted model, not a curated record. The transcript has a single exon. NCBI's taxonomy places the organism in Eukaryota, Apicomplexa, Aconoidasida, Haemosporida, Plasmodiidae. The coding region runs from base 1 to 3024 and encodes 1007 amino acids.
AUGGAUCAGCACACCGUCUUGAAGGAGAUAAAAGAGAGCAAGAACAACUGCGAGGCCUUCUUUGAACUGCACUUUAGGGGGUUCCUACCACGUGGGAGAGGGGUCGAAUAUGAAGAGGGGAUCACAGCAGAAGAAUCAGAAGAAUUGGAAAAAAAAGUUCACUCAUUAUGGGAAGAGGUAAAAGCGGAGAAGGAGUACAUAGAUGGGGAGAUAAAGACCGAGGUAGAAGAGUACAGGAGCAUGGUAAUCGAAACGAAGACACAUGUGGAGGCCAUGCAGUUUGAAAUGGAGAAAGUGUUCAGUAGCAUUAACGUGGAAGAUCUGACGGUGCCUGUUGGGGAAGGCAACCUGGAUGGAGGUGUACUACAAACAUGGGAGGAAAAUAAUUGGAAAAGCGCUACCUCCUGCAGUAGCGACAGUGUUAGAAGUGGGAACGCAGAGGUGGGUCGUCACCAUAGGGAUGACCCCCACCACGACAGGCACGACACGCACGACACGCACGAAACGCACAACACGCACGAAACGCACAACACGCACGAACUAGAGAGUGUCCUUCGAAAAAGCGUCGACGCGAAAAGCAGACUGGAGAAUAUCAAAAAAGGAUUGCUCUUUUUAAAGGCAUUCCCAUCCUUAAAAAAAAACAUGAACGAAUUAUUUUUAAUUGUAAAAAAUGUACAGCUAGAUAUAAAUGAAAAAAUAAAAAAAGCAAUUAUGUUACACUCCAAUAUGCUCUACAUAAAUGAGCAUGAAGAAAUUAUUUCCUAUUUUAAAAUUUAUUUGUCUUCCCUUGAUGUGUCACUAUAUAGUGCAGAAUUUUUUGAAGAUUUUUUUUCCCUUCUAAAUAGCGUUCUCUCAUCUUUCCUGAUCGAUAGUAGUGUCCAGAUCGACUUGAAGAAAAUUGUGCGCAUUUACGUACAGACCAUCUGUACUUAUUUGAAGUUUCUCCACAUGUACGUGUAUUCUGAGGGGUACGUGAUUGAGGUGAUUACAAAACAGAUUGUUCAUUUUAUGGUGGGAAAUUUUCGGAAAACUUUCUUCAAAUUCACACAAUCCGAGACAGGGUUGGCUGUCCACAACGCAGUGAUAAACUAUUAUGAAUACUUCACAACAUUUAUUGAGGAGCACCAGGAGGCUAUGCGGUGUCUCGUCCGGCAAAUUUGCGCAGAAGUUGCCACAGUUGUCCAAACUGUCAGGGAAACUGAUGAAGGAGACCAAGUGGACCACCACGAGGACGAGUUCUUCGUGGGGCUGUACAAGGAGGCAAUCGAGGUGGUGGGUCACUUGGUAGGAGAGCAUACGAAGCAAUUUCACGACGAAAAAUCAAGCACGAAUAAACGGAAAGGGACUGAGACGCACAAAAUUAUGGAUGCACUGAACGUUAGCGUGAAUAUACUUUCCAACUCUCCCUUCCUCAUCGGAAAAAAAAACAUGCUAAGUAGAAUACUAAAGGAGGCAAUUUUUAUGAACGACAAUAUUAUGGCAGAACAUGUAGUAAACCUGAGUGACACCUCCCAUUUUGACAUGCAUUGCUUCGAAGAGGUGAACAGAAAAGUUAGCACAUUUAACCGAAAUGACAUAAUGGCGGAGAAUAAGCUAGAGAAUUUUUUUACGCAUCUGGAAGAAGACAUCACCAAAAUCAUUCAAAAAAAAAAAAAUGAAAUAAAUUCAAAAGAGAUAUUCAAUACUCCUUUUUUUAAAUUCAUCCCUUUUUUUUCAUUCACUUUUAAUCAUGAUACAGAAUUUCUUUUGCUCUUCAUUAAUGUAUACAACUUUGUGUAUGAAAUAAUUUACAACAUCAAGGACCAAAUACGGAGGAAGGAGGAAAAUGAAAAAAGAAAAAGGAAAAGCUUGACAGGCAUUCAUGCUGAACAUGACAACGAAGAGGAUAAAGGUGAUGAUGGCGCUCGCUAUCUCUGCAUGAAGCAGGAAAUAGACUCUUCCAAUGAAGUCAUAGAGUACGUGAAAAUUGCCAUGACGACCUUUAUUAAAAUCCUUAACACCUUUGUUAAUAUUACAAAAUUGUAUGAAUCCUUUGGGAAGUAUCUUUUCGAAAGAACUUAUGGCCAUUUUAUGAGUAGAAGUGUGAUCAACGGUAUUUCCAAAAGUUAUCUGAACAGACAGGAGAAGUACCCCCCGGGGGUCGAUCUCAACAUUGCCCACGUUCACGCGUAUUUCGAGAAGGGUGACUUUCCCAAGAGGGUUCCCUCCACAGAAAAUACCAACGGAGAGUUCACUGUGCGAGAAGAAUUGCGUAAAAUGAAACAUGAUGAUCACCACACAAUAUCACAAGGAGAGCAAGGAGAUGGCUUCCCAAAUGAAGAACCUCCCUCUGAGGUCGAGGUGGACGAGAACGAGUGCGGAAAACAUCUACUAAAAUCAUCUCUGUGCAAAUUGAAUGACAUAAAAAAUACCAUUAUAAAAAAUAUCAUUCAGUUGGCCUUAAUCCCACUGUACAAUUACACAAAUAAAUACACUGUCAAGGUGGGUGCUCUUCGGAAGGAAGACAAGGUGGACAAGUCGGAUCCAGACGAAAACAUUUGCUUCAUCGUAGAAACCAUAUUCUUGUACAUUCAGAUAUUCCAUGAGCACGACAGUAAAUACUUGAUGGAUCUUCUAUUCGAACAAAUGGCCGAGAUGUUCCUUUCCUCUGUAAGCAGUAUUUCCCACUUGAAUGAAACACUGCUUCGCCAAUUACAGGCAGACACGCAAUACUUGAUAAAUGUUUGCAAAAGAUUGAAGGUGAGGAAUUACAAACCUUUUUUUUUGUUCAGCUGCUCGCUUUCUUUUCUUCUCACACGGAGGAGCAGAGAAGGAAACCGCGACGAUUCGUCAGAGUUGCGUGUCGAUCCGUCAGAUGUGCGUGUCGAUUCGUCAGAGUUGCGCGCCGAGGUCCAAGCCUACCUGAGCGACUGUGCCAAGUGGGAUGGGCAAGACCAGGAAAGCGUACACCCUUUGGGCAUAACGAGUGAUGACGCCCCAAUUGUCGAGGCGCAUGUCACGCGGUUCCUCUCGUGCCUCAAGUGA